This is a messenger RNA of Seriola aureovittata, 1898 nucleotides long. It is a transcript of the gene cbln12, whose product is annotated as cerebellin 12. The transcript has 4 exons. The coding region runs from base 681 to 1280 and encodes 199 amino acids. NCBI's taxonomy places the organism in Eukaryota, Metazoa, Chordata, Actinopteri, Carangiformes, Carangidae. The record is from RefSeq and is a predicted model, not a curated record. Gene Ontology annotation, cellular component: synaptic cleft; glutamatergic synapse. Gene Ontology annotation, molecular function: protein binding.
GAGGGAUUAGAGCGUGCUCUGUCUUGGUUACACUCAGACUAACUGUCGUACGGUGAAAUAACGUGAUAGAGGAGCGAGAGAACAAGGAUUUCUUUGACCAUAUCACUUCAACCCAGCUUGGACUGUUUUCACCUGAUAUGGAAUACCAGCUUGUGCAGAUGGAAGCAGGUCUUCUCUUCGCGUCCCAUGCUACUUCUCUUCCUCCUUCUUGUCUUAUUUUUUGCUGAGGAAAUCAACUUGAAAUUUCCAGGAGAUUUUUAUUUAUUUUUUUUUUUUUGUGUGUGACUGUCAUUCUGGCCCCCUACUGACACAGCACGUAGGACACUGGAGAGAUUUGGGAUUUGUGUGGGCAGACAAGAAAAACAGAAAGACAAACAGAACGGCUGUGAUUGACAGCUUUGGUCAAUGAACCAUUCUGAAUUUCAUUUGAAUGUAAUUUAGUUUUGAGACACGUUUGCUGGUUUGAUUGCAGGUGAUACCAGCGACAACCGAAUAGAGGUUAAAGAUAGAGCAGGUUUCCUCUCUUUCUCUUUUAAUCCAACCAACUCUGAACUCUGAGAGAGGUUUGGACAAUUUCUUUCAUCAUAGCAUGUUUAUUUACAUUUCACAUUGUCCAAAGUGACACUUCUUCAUAGCAGAAUUAAUCAGAGAUAGUCACCCUAAACAGCCCAGGAUCAGUCAUGCACCCCAGGUCAAUCUACUUUGACCUCCCGCUCUUGCUAGGUGUGCUCCUGUUGUGGGGACCCACGGGGUCCAGGGGCCAGAAUGACACGGAGCCCAUCAUCCUUGAGGGGAAAUGCUUGGUCGUAUGUGACUCCACUCCUUCAUCUGAGCCGGCCGGUAACGCGCUGGGCAUGUCGGUCCGCUCCGGCUCCGGCCGGGUGGCCUUCUCCGCCAGCCGCCAGACCAACCACGAGCCCACGGACAUGAGCAACCGCACCAUGAUCAUCUAUUUUGAUAAUAUCCUGGUGAACGUCGGCACUCAUUUUGACCAAGAGAGCAGUGUCUUCCUGGCACCAAGGAGAGGAGUGUACAGCUUCAACUUCCAUGUUGUAAAGGCCUACAAUAGACAAACUAUCCAGGUCAGCCUGAUGGUGAACGGCUGGCCGAUGAUUUCAGCUUUCGCCGGGGACCAGGACGUGACCAGAGAAGCUGCCACCAACGCCGGCCUGGUGAUUAUGGAGAAAGGGGAUAAGGCCUACCUCAGACUGGAGAGAGGCAACCUGAUGGGAGGCUGGAAGUACUCCACCUUCUCUGGGUUUCUGGUCUUCCCCUUGUGAGAAAGGUGGAUGGGGAGCAGGUUGAAGUGUUGUAUAGGUGAUGGGAGGAGAGUUGGAUGGAGGAGGAGUGAGAAUGACUUAAAGGGAGGAGUGACGGAGCAGAGGGAGACGCGAGGGGAAAAGAUGUAGGAGAGAAGAAAGGUUUCAAUCUGUAUCUCAUUAUAAAGCGCAUGAAAGAAUGUGUUUUCUGUUAAAUGCAGAGAAAAGAUGUUCAAAUUAAGAUCAUUUUCACCUGAGAAAAAAAUUAAUAAUGAAAAAGUGGGGAAAAAGAGGUUUGUCUGUGAUUUUAUUUUGCUCUGUUUCUGUGUAUGAAUAUUUGAUGGGUUUAUUUAAGAGACAUUUUAAUUGUGACAAAAUUAUAAAGUAGCCAUGUGCAAUGUGGGCUCCUGUGCAAAAACUAGGUGAGAGCAUUUGUCUUUUUUUUUUUGUUCAAAAUGUUUGAAACACUGCUGCGCUCCACAUGGCGUCCUGUCUAGCUUACAAACUCGCCAAACUUCCCCUUUAUUCUGCUGUUGUUGUAUGACUGAUGCUUCUCUAUAUGCCUGUUAGUCUCCUGCAACAAAUGUUUAUUUACACAGAAAUUUCUAUUGAGGAGAAAUAUUAAAAUAAUAAAGUUGA